Messenger RNA from Dentiscutata heterogama, 807 nucleotides. Lineage: Eukaryota; Fungi; Glomeromycota; Glomeromycetes; Diversisporales; Gigasporaceae. The record is from the annotation of a GenBank genome assembly.
AUGUCUCGUGCUGCUGCUAGCACCAGUAAUAUUAUUGAUAACAACGCUUCUGAAGAUGAAUUCAUUAUUUCUGAUGACCAUGAUUCCUUGAAUUCACAAUACUUUGUUAAUUUUGUACGCAACAAACAUAAAGAGACAAUUAUUGAUCAUAUGAUUGAUAAUGAUGAUAUGGACGAAGAAGAUUUAUUUGUAAUACAAGAGGAGAAUAGUACUACGGAUUCUGAGUAUGAACCAAGUUCAGAAACAACUCAUAAGCGAAGUAAAAAAAGUAGGGCAGAAGGGAGGGCAAAAAAUGCCAACAAACGAAUGAAAAAAGGCAAAGAAAUCGAAUCAAAUAAAGGCAAAGAAAUUGAAUCAAAUAAAAUACCAACUCUUCUGGAACCACCAAUAUUUGAGCCCAUGGAAAAUAUUUAUGAACUUCACAAAAGUUAUACUACACUACCGCCUGAAAUGGAACGUGGUACUAUUAGUCCACUUAUAUUGUUCUGUCUAUUUUUUUCUGAUUAUUAUCUAAAAUUGAUUGUUAAUCAUACUAAUGAAUAUGAAAAAAUUAAACGAGUAGAAGGGUCUAAAGGUGCUACAAAUACAAAAACUGCAAACAAGGAUUUUAGAAUUACUAUUGUAUGGGAUUUAAUUCAGGAAGCUUUGGAUGAUGAAAGUAAUAGAAAUAAAAGAAUAACUCGAAGUCAAUUAAUACAAAAAAAUAUAUCAAAAUCACCUCCAAAAUCUAAGCGAAUUGCUUAUGUUACUCAAAAUUUUAAUUUACCUGUAAGCCGGUUUUUACCAGGAAAUCAUUUAGUUGAGUAG